Messenger RNA from Ictalurus furcatus (blue catfish), 2480 nucleotides. It is a transcript of the gene clcf1, whose product is annotated as cardiotrophin-like cytokine factor 1. Bases 582 to 1874 code for a protein of 430 amino acids. The transcript is spliced from 3 exons. NCBI's taxonomy places the organism in Eukaryota, Metazoa, Chordata, Actinopteri, Siluriformes, Ictaluridae. The record is from RefSeq and is a predicted model, not a curated record.
AUGAAGUGUAGUGUAGUGUGCAGCUAUUAAAUGUCUGAUAAUAAUCCCCCUGGGCGCUUUGCGGUUUGGAGCCUCGUGGCCGCGCUCAAUCAGACUCUGAUAACAGACACGGUGGAGGAGAGAGAGAGAGAGAGAGAGAGAGAGACAGACAGACCGACAGAAUGGAGAAGGAUAGAGGGGAGGAGGAGAGGAGGAGGGGAAACUUGACUAUAAAUUCACUUCUCCGUCACUUCACUCACUCAUUUACUUCACUCACUCAUUCAGAGUCUGUCCUGUCCGUCAGGCUGAAGCGGACACGCGCAAAGCGGACACGCGCAAACAAGGGACACGCGCAAAGCGGACACGCGGAGUCGCAUCGGUUCUACUAAAGCCGCUCAUCCUCUCUUUAUAGACUGUCGCGGAGUUGUAAAAGAGUCUCUCCGUGGAGGAGUGUGUGUGUGUGUGUGCGCGUGUGUGUGUGUGUCCGACAGUCUGGAGGAGUAACAGAAGAGCGCUAAUCCGUUUCAUAAAAGUUUCAUAAACUUUCAAACACAAGGCGAAAGGAAGGAAAUAAAGUUCAUAUCAGAUAAUAAAUUAGGAAAAUGAUGCGGCGGGAAGUCCAUCAGGCUCAAGUCGUGCUGCUGUUGGCCGCCGCUGUGGGGUGUGUUCAGGUGCAGGACCACGCGCUGAUGUUGUCCAAUGAGAGGAGCACGAUAGAGAGAACGUACGAGCUGACCAAAUACCUGAACCACCAGCUGAAGGAAAUUAAAGACACUUACCUCUCGUAUCUCGGUCCUCCAUUCAGUGACCCAGGAUUCUCCCCACCAAGGCCCAACAUCUCGUCCCUGGCGGUUCCCAGCGCAGCCACGCGGGAGGACCUGUGGCGUGGUCUCGAGAACGGCGCCCGUCUGGCACAGAACCAGAGAGCCUACAGCGUGCUGCUGUGUGCUGUGCGUGAGCUGGCGCGCUCCACCUUGUGCCCAUACCUCCAAAGCUCGCUCCUUCACUUCUGCUCCGGCCUCAGCGGACUCCUGGGCUCCAUCUCAGGGCUGAUGAACGCCCUGGGCCACACCCCGCCCCUUAACGGCAACGCAAUGCCUUCUCAGAAAUACACACCGCCGUUGUCCUCGGCGUAUCAGCGGGAGAACGGGAACGGCCCGGCCCCUUUGAGGAACCACGCGUCUCGGGUUCAGAGCGGCCUGGGAGGAACGAGGGACGCUACGGCUGGGUAUGAAACCGACAGGAAGAGGGAUAGAGAAAGGGAGAGGGCUGAACGAGGGAGGAGAGGGAGGCGGAGAGAGGGGGAGAGCUGGACGGAGAGAGAGGACGAGGAGCGAGAGGAAGGUCUGGAGAAGUGGAAGAGGAGGAGAAGACUGCUGACUGUUGAAGAUGAGGACGACGGUAAACAAACAAGCCACAGCUACGAUCCAAACAGCAACAACAAUAACAACAUGAACAACACCCACACAAGUUCCAAGCACUAUUUCAGCAAAUAUGGCAAAGGCAAACACUAUAACAUCAACAGCACAGACAGUGAUGCCCGGCUUCCUACGGAAACGGAGAUAGAACGAAGGAUAAGCAGCGACGAAGAGGCGGACGAGUUCCAAGAGGACGUUCCUGUCCUCUUUUCCUCUCCGUCCCUCCAUUCCGGGCGCUCUGGACGCCCCAUAUCCUCUCCCCACCCACCGCUCUCUCCCCUCUCCCUCCUUUACGCGUACGAAGACGGGGUCACCGAGGUCGACUCGCACUUGAGCAUGGCCGCUCCCUCGCCGCGCCCUGCCCUCAACGACUUCACGCGGAAAGUGGAGGGAUUCUGGGUACUCAGAGAGCUGCAGAGUUGGCUGUUUAGAUCAGCCAAGGACUUCACCAGACUGAAGAAGCGACUCCGUGUCUGAGCGUCUGACUCAGUGUAUGUGUGUAAGUCUGUGUGAGUGAGUGAAAGCUUUUGGAUAAAGGAACUGAAAAGGACUCACACUUUGCACUUGUAUGGGGGGACAAAAAAGCAAACUCACCCGGACAAAAUAAAUGACGACAGAAGAAGAGACAGAGUGGCUUUUCAGAGUGAGCAGCGAGUCAGCAGCUUAAGGAACGUGAAUCACAUUUCCGUCUUUUUGAGAUGGACAAAAGGAAGACGUGAAGUAGAAAUAAAGGGCAGAGAAGUGUCUGCUUUCUCAUAAACUGACUCAGCACACAGUGACUCGUGAUUACUGGGCGCUUUUAUGCUCACACACUGUCACACUUCUCAUAACGGGCUGUGUCAUGCAUCUUUCUAACCACUACAGUAAGUGAGUGUCCACUUACUGCCAUAUUGGGCCUUUUUCCACUGCAAGCGUCUGAACCUUUGACACCAGAAAGCAAUAAAAGUGGGUUUUUUAUUGUUUUUUUUCCCAUUGACCACUACACAAGAUUGGUACCAAGAAUAGACUCGGGUUAUAAUGUAUACACAGAAUAACCCAGCACAUUAAAGAACACACAAUAGUCUAAUUUGAUCCAUAAAUCUU